Xiphophorus couchianus (Monterrey platyfish) is the source of this 3888-nucleotide messenger RNA. Its product is annotated as zinc finger BED domain-containing protein 1-like. The coding region runs from base 789 to 1976 and encodes 395 amino acids. The transcript has 2 exons. The record is from RefSeq and is a predicted model, not a curated record. NCBI's taxonomy places the organism in Eukaryota, Metazoa, Chordata, Actinopteri, Cyprinodontiformes, Poeciliidae.
UUGCAGGUUGAGUCAGAAUUAGAGAUGCACCGAUAAAUAUUCUAGAUCUGAUGUGCCCAUCUAUUCAGACUAAUUCUAUGAUUCGUGCUCUGAACAAAUGUACCCAUUACCACAACAAAAGCCAACGCCUUCAGAAUAAUUUUGUUGUAUUUAUGUUUAGGCCUGUCGCGAUAAACAAUAAAUCAAUUAAUUGCACGAUAAAUGAAAACUAUCGACCUAAUUUUAAUUUAUCGGCUUUAUCGUUUCUUCCUGCCUUUUUCUCUUUCUAUUGAUGACACUGAAUGAAACACGGCUCAGCUCUGGUGCUCUCCACCCACCCCUCCCCUCUCUUCCUCAUUUUUUAGCGUAAGGGAGAAGUGAGCUAUAGUAUCAGGUAGUCGGGACGCACACCAUGUUGUACUUCUGCAGCUUUAGAGCCCUUGGGGAGUUAGGAAGCUAAAGAAACACUAUCUGAUAUUGGGGAAAAAAACUCCAAAUGGAGCUGGUUUCACAGCCGAACGCAACUGCAGCAGUGUGGGAGUAUUUCGGAUUCAAACCAAAUGACCGUGCGAACCGCGGAACCUUUGCGAGCCGGUAUGUCACGUUUGUCAUAAAACAGUAGCAACUAAGAGCAGCAAUACAACCAACUUACACCUGGACCUAAAGUACAACCAUCCAAAGACGUUUUCCCAGCUGGGGAAAAACGUACAACUGGUGGGCUGUCCCUGUCUUCAAGUUGGCAACAGUCCACCAUCAUUGAAGCAAUUAAUCGACAGGCAGCUAACAAAAAGGACAACGCAAAGUGGUGCAUGCUCACAGACAGCAUAGUUUGUUUAAUUGGUAACGAGAUGCUCCCAUUUAAUAUUGUUGAAAAGCCGGCAUUUUCAAAACUGUUGCAAACAUUUGACAGACGAUACAAAAUCCCCGGGAAAACAUACAUAUCACAAACGGCGAUGCCACAACUGUCCAGCAGUAUUAAAGAGGACAUACUGAAGGAGAUAAAAGACAUUUCAUUUUACUUUGCUACGUCGGAUAUGUGGUCAGAUAUGACCCCUUAUCUGAGCUUGACCAUUCACUAUAUAGCUGCUGACUGGACCCUGCACUCUAAAUGUUUAGAGACCAGAUAUUUCCCAGAUAACCAUACUGCUGACACCCUGGGAAAAAACCUGAAAUCUGCUUUAGCAGACUGGGGACUGGAUGAGCACAAACUGGUCUGCAUCACAACAGGCAGCGGCGCUAACAUGGUCGCUGCAAUAGGAAAUCCUGGCUCAGCUGCUGAGGCCUCAACCUCCACCUUGCUGUUUGGUGGUCUGGACAGUGACAAAGAACGGACAGCACGUCCCAUUGGACUCGGUAGACGUUUGGUCAAGACUUUCAACCUGAGCUUCCUUACAAAGAGAGACCUGAAGAAGGCACAGAAUGAAGCUAAUGUCCUCCAGCAAAAUCUCAUUCUGGAUGUUGUCAGCCGAUGGGGCCCUAAGCAGAAGAUGGUGUUGGAGCAACUCCCAGCUAUUAGACGAGUCCUGGCUCAAGACAGAAAGCACGGCCAUCUCAACCCAACCUGGCAGGAUGUUUUGGUGUUGGACUCCAUCAACGCAGCAAUGAAACCACUGGCUGACUUACAGAUGUCCUCUCAGGGGAAACAUACGUCUGUUAAGCCUGUGCUGGACCUGAUUAAAGGUGACCAUCUCUCUCCUGGCCAUGAUGGCAGCACCCUGACUGCCAGUAUUACACAAAACAUAUCCAAGACACUGACUGAAAAAUACAGCUCACCUGCCAUCCAAGCCCUCCUGAGAAAGGCCACCAUCUUGGAUCUGAGGUACUGUGGCAGCAUGGAGGAGGCAGUGGCAUUGGAUGACAUCAAGCAUCAGCUGGUUCAAGAGCUACUGGACUUAAAAGGGUCAGAAGUAAGUGAAGAAGGUGAGGGCUGCAGCAAAGCUGCUGGAGGAAACAAAGAUGACUCUACCGCUGCCCCCCCACCAAGAAGAAGAGGCUAAUUUACUUUCUUCAAAACAGAAGAGCUCAACUCAGAGGUCAGACCCAGGCUACAUAUCCAAAAAGACAGCAGGCUGAUGCAGAACUGACCAAGUUCCUUCAAGAAAAUGCUGUUGAUGCCUCUUGUGAUCUCUUGACAUGGUGGCAUGACAACCAAAGAAGAUAUCCUUUGAUGGCAAACUUGGCUCAAAAAUACAUGUGUGUUUGUGCAACGAGGACCAGUUCAGAGAAAAUGUUUAGUACAGCUGGAAACAUUGCUCCUUCUGAGAGAUCCUGCCUUAAGCCACAACAAAUAUUCAAUAUGUUGGUAUUUGUUGCUCAGAAUCUGUCUGACUAAAGCAGCUACAGAUCUGCUUAUAGAGGCACCUGCUCUUAUUUAGUGUGCUUUUGUUACUUUGCACUUUUUGUUUAUAAAAAUGGCAUUUUUGCCCAUCUUCUCUAUAUAAAUCUAAUGAUAUACAGACUUUAUAAUCUGUACUCUUGGAUGAAUGUAGUUUUUAUUUCCACUUUGGUUUUAUGUUGUGUUCAGUUUUUAUUCAAGCGCAUUUUUUGUUAACAGAGACUGAGAGUCCAUUUUAGGUCGUUUUGUUAAUUUUGUUGACCAGUUCCAGUGUUACGUGUUUUUUGAAAAUAAAGUGUAUUUAUCUUUGGUAGGAUGUACCGGUACUUGUAUUAUUAAGGCAUUAAAAUUACAUCGGAUCGAUAUCAGCCAAUACUAAACCUCACAUAUUUGUAUUAAAAUUGGAAAAAGUGGAUCGUGUUAUUCACAACAAAGUCACCUUUGACCUGCCAGUGACCCAUGUGACUUUAUAGUCACAUGACACCCAGCAUUCGAUCCCUUUUGUUCUCACGCGAAGGUGUGCCGAGUACAGGAGUGGUUGUGCAAAGCUAGUAGCUUUUGUAUUUAACGCAGUUUUCUUCUUGUGCUUGCAGCCUAGUUUAUGGUGAGUCUUGUCUUCCAGGAGCUGCACAAGCUACUUUCAGUUUCCACCAGAUAAGUGGUUGUUGCUCUGAUGAGUGCUAGGUUUUGUUUUUCUUUUUUCUACGGCAGCAGUUUAUUGUUCACUUUGAUUUGCACAUACCAUAUUUGUGGCUUUUUUGACUCACCUCUGGCAUUUUCUGCUCGCGCUCGAGUCCUUUAAUUUGCCUCUAUGGAGAUGGUGCUUAUUGUGGUGAUGAUAUGAUGAUGUAUAAUUUAUGAUGCUCCACCUAUCUGGCUUCACUCCAGCCUGAUGACGAGCGUGACUCGUCUCCCUCGUGUGCAUCUCACUGUCAGACAACGCGUGCCCCAACUGUAGAGUCGUGCUAGGUCAGGCUAAAUCAGCUGACUGCGCUGAAGCAGCCUACCGACUGGGCGGGAUCUGCACAGCAAGACCUGUUGCCACCGGGACAGAUGGCGUGCCCAAUGCAGCCGACUGUGGAGGCACCUUUGAUGGACCGAUACGGGGAGGUUGUCCACAAAGGUGGAUCACUGCACUACUGAACCCUAUAGCACUUCCUUCUGAGCAGGACGGAGCAUCGGUCGACAGUAAUGAUGCUAUUUCAGUGGCAACCUUGGGUACCCAGUUCCUCGAUUACCUUCUGGAGCUCAGCUCCAGGGUCUCCGGUUUCUCCCUCAGAGGAGUAUAUAUGGGAACUGCAUGCCUGGCGGCUAUGCAGGAGGCAUACAGGUUUGGCUUGGGGCAAAUGCCAGUUGUGGAACCAGAGAUUGCCAAAAACCUGCUCCCAUUCAGGGGUCCAGACAUCGUACUGCUUUUGUGUGGCACAGUUUGGCUUGCGCCCUCCCAGGCAUUCAAGAGGCAAGUUGGCCCGCAGGUAAUGUUUAAAGUCAUCAGUGAGUUAUUUUACCCCAGGACAGGUUGGUAGCUGGGCUCUCCACACCCAGACAUGUUGGCACUGUACACUCUGUCCCAC